This is a messenger RNA of Vidua macroura (Pin-tailed whydah), 867 nucleotides long. Its product is annotated as serine/threonine-protein kinase PAK 2-like. The transcript is spliced from 10 exons. Bases 1 to 867 code for a protein of 288 amino acids. The record is from RefSeq and is a predicted model, not a curated record. Gene Ontology annotation, molecular function: protein serine/threonine kinase activity; ATP binding. Gene Ontology annotation, cellular component: cytoplasm. NCBI's taxonomy places the organism in Eukaryota, Metazoa, Chordata, Aves, Passeriformes, Viduidae. Gene Ontology annotation, biological process: regulation of axonogenesis; protein phosphorylation; intracellular signal transduction.
AUGACUGAAGGCUACACGUUGCUGGGCCGGGCAGCAGAGGGCUUCAAGGGCUCCUACUUGAAGGCCUGUGAAGACCCAGAGGACAAUGCUGGGACAGCGAGACAACAGCUGGAACAACAGAGGUUGGAGGCGCAGAAGAAGAUGGAGCAGCUGGCAAAAGCCCUGACAGAGAUGGACGCAGGAUCUGCCAUCAAAGCUGCCGCUGCAGCAGCAUCCUCCGAAGAAGCCUCCUCUCCGCAGCCCGAAAACCCGAGCGUGGCCGUAAAGCAAGUUAAUCUCCAGCGCCAGGGCUGCGAGGAUGUGUUGAAGGAAAUCCUGGUCAUGAAAGAAUAUAAGAACCCCAAUAUUGUCACCUACCUAGAAAGCUACCUUGUCAAUGAGGAUGUCCUGGUGGUGUUGGAGUAUAUGGAUGGAGGCUCCUUAGCUGAUGUGGUCAGCAUGAAAAGGAUGGCUGUAGGACACAUAGCAACAGUGUGUCGGGAGUGCCUGCAAGGCCUGGCUUUCCUUCAUGCCAACCAGGUGAUCCACAGAGACAUCAAAAGUGACAACAUCCUUCUGGGCCAGGAUGGCUCCGUCAAGCUGGCCGAUUUUGGCCUCUGUGCUCCGCUCAGCCCUGAGCAGAGUAAACGGAGGUCGAUGGUCGGGACCACUUGCUGGAUGGCACCCGAGGUGGUGAGAAGAGAGCCAUACGGCCCCAAAGUGGACAUCUGGUCCCUUGGCAUCGUGGGAAUAGAAAUGGCCAAAGGAGAGGCUCCUUAUAUUCGGGAAACCAGUGAGAGGGCUAACUACCUGAUAGGCAAGCAAGGGGUACCAGACCUGCACAUGCUCAGGCUGCCCUCUGAGCCAAUCGAAUGUCUUGUAGCUUAA